AUGCGCAGGGCCGCGGAGCCGCCGUCCCCGGGCGGAGAGCGCGCAUCUGCCGGGCCGGCAACGGGAGUGGGAGCGGGCACUGCCGCCCCACGGGUCCCCACCGCCGCCGACACCCCCAUGGGAUCGGAGCGGACGGAGAUGCGCAAGCGGCAGAUGGCAGCAACCCAGGAGACCCCAGGCACGGUGCAGACUCAGCACAGCGUAGGGAACCGCGGACCCAAUGCCUGCUGCUUCUGCUGGUGCUGCUGCUGCAGCUGCUCCUGUCUUACUGUUAGAAACCAGGAAGAAGAGAGAGCAAGGAGAACAUCCCAUGAACUCCAAGCAGAGGGUAUUCCGAACUGUGAGGAAAGCCCCGCUCCUACUCUUGAAGAAGUGAAUGCUUGGGCUCAGUCAUUUGACAAGUUGAUGCUUACACCAGCUGGUCGAAAUGCUUUUCGUGAAUUUUUACGAACAGAAUUCAGUGAAGAAAACAUGCUUUUCUGGAUGGCCUGCGAGGAACUGAAACAGGAAUCCAACAAAAGCGUCAUCGAAGAAAAAGCAAGACUGAUUUAUGAAGAUUAUAUUUCUAUCCUUUCUCCAAAGGAGGUCAGCUUGGACUCCAGAGUAAGGGAAGUGAUUAACCGAAAUAUGCUGGAACCCUCACAACACACCUUCGAUGAUGCACAGCUUCAAAUCUAUACCUUAAUGCACAGAGACUCCUACCCACGGUUCAUGAACUCUGCUAUUUAUAAGGACUUGCUUCGGUCCUUAUCUGAAAAACCCAUCGAAGCAUAGGAUUCCUUUUUUCUUACAUGUAUUUAUUUUAAAACAAAUGGGACUCUGGGCUACCCCGAUCAAUAGGGGAUUUAGUAUUCAUUUACCUGAAAACAACUCAGGCAAGUUUUACUACAGACUGAAUGCUUGGAACCCGCACAAGGCUCUGAUACGAUCAGCUAAAUACAGUUUCUGAUCAAAUGAAGUAUUACUUUGCAAAAGAGAAUGAAGAACAAACAUUUAUGUUCAAAAAAAAAGCAGUAUUUUUACAUUGCAGCAUACAACUUGGACACAAGUCUCUUAUAAUGUAUAUCUGAAGUACUGAGCAUGAAAACUAAUUUUAAGUGGACUGUCACAGUUUUCUUGAAAGUCAAACCAGUUGCUCCAUCCACACUAUGACCAAAGUAAAAACAGUUGUACCAUCACUCGCUGGGUUACAUGAGACCAAGUUUCACCUCCUGUAUGAAUUGUGCUUGGAGCAGGUAAAACCCCACUUGUCUUAUCUGAUGUGCAUACAGUGUGAUAAUGGAAAACAGUAUGAUCUCAAGUUUCUGAAAACUAAUUGUUGAAAUAAUUAAUGCUGCCUAUAAAAACCUUUUGCUGAAAAAUUGUUAUUUUACUACUGGAGUCCACUGAGAGCAUUUUUAAGUUCAUACUGUUCAUGUUUAUAAUGUUAAAUUAUUUACUGAGUAGGAAGAAGAGUCUGGGGAUUGAAAUUCUCAAAUAAAGCACAAUUCUCACAUAUUUUUACCUUCCCUCUGUAGGUAGGUUAAAAAGCAUUUCAUUGUUUGCUCCUGAAGGAGUGGCACUAUCAGCCAUCUUGGUUUUGUACACACUAAUUUGACUUGUUCACUGACAAAGCUUGUAAGGCUUAGGUAACGAAUACUCAUACCUUACACUGACAAAAGAUGGAAGCCUGAACUCUCUCAUUCCAUAGCACUUUUUCAGACUGUUCAAAAGAAAAGCAACAGCUUUAUCAGCUAAUAAACUUACGUUCAUUACACUUCAGCCACAGCAUUACGCUACCCCUAAUUCUAGCACCAUGACAAGCAUGAAAAGAGCACUUUCAGGAAAAAAAGAAAUGGGAAUAGCAAAGCAGAAUUCAGGAUAUUAAUUUGUCUGCUCAGUGCAGUAGGUAGGAGACGUGAUCUUCCGUAACCAUAUUCACAUUAUCAAACAAACAAGGAGCUUUUUCACUGCAGGAAAAGACCUAAUACAAGGUAAGUUUACAAUAGCUGUGGACUAGUUUCUACAAUCUCCUUCCAAAACUGAAACAUGAUUCAACACAACAACUUAAAAACAAUUCAACCACCUUGAAAGACUGGAAAGCAAAGUUCUUUUUUCCUUCAGUACAAAACUGGAUGACCCGGAGCACCAAGUCAAGAGGAAUCCCUUCUACUUCUACUU
Phasianus colchicus (ring-necked pheasant) is the source of this 2160-nucleotide messenger RNA. RefSeq names its product regulator of G protein signaling 20 (gene RGS20). NCBI's taxonomy places the organism in Eukaryota, Metazoa, Chordata, Aves, Galliformes, Phasianidae. The record is from RefSeq and is a predicted model, not a curated record.